GAUACAGAUACAAAAAAUUCAAAAGUUUAACAUAUUGUUCAUAAAAUAUCAGUAAAUACAAAAAUGUCAGACAAAUCUGAAAAGCCCAAAAGACUGACGUUUGCUAAUAUUUGGGAUGAUUAUAUAGAAUCAACCGGAUUCCAUGCAGUGAAUAAAAUAAAUUUUGGACGGAAGCAUCCACUUGCAAGAACAGUUUUUUGGAUUGUUUUAUGGUUGGCGUCAGCUACUUACUUGAUAUAUAUCGUAACUACCGAGUUAUCAUCAUACUACAGCAAUCCUACAUUCACAACAGUGUCUAUGAGGCAUGCCGAGGAACUACAAUUUCCCGCCAUUACGAUCUGUAACCUUUCCACAAAGAACAGAAGCACGUUUGGAGACGAUAACCGCACAGAGCAUUAUUACUAUGGAAUAACUCGUAUACCAAAACCUGCUGAAAAAACACCUGUUAAUUGGAGUGAUCCAUUUUAUUCUACAGAAGGCUUUUUUGAUGAACAGACAAUUGAAGAUCUUUACAAUGAAUCUAAACAAUUAUCUCAGUUUAUAGAGUUCCAUGAAUUUGAUUUGAAAGCUAAUUAUCUGAAUUACACACCAGUUGCAACAGACCUUGGACUGUGUGUAAGAUUCAAUGGUGGUAGCCCUGUUACCACUCCCAUGUUUGGAGGACUUUAUAAUCUACAUGUGUAUAUAGAUCUUCUUCUUGAUGAUGAUUACUAUCCUGAAAACUAUCUUUCAUCUGGAUUAAAGGUUGCUGUGCACGACCAAAACGAGGAUGUACUAAUGGUAAAUAACGGGUUCCUUGUCCCACCUGCAUCUGAAGCUUCCGUAGAAAUUACUAGAAAGCAGAAUAAAUACUUACCAUCACCAUACAAAGCUUUUGAGAAUAACAUCUGUGAAGAGAGUGCAUCCCAUUAUAGUGAAUCUAAAUGUAGACAUGACUGUUUACGAGAUUCAAUCAUGCAGAAAUGUGGCUGUGUUGAUUUUAUGUUCGAAAGUCCCACAGGAAAAUAUUGCUCAAAAGAAAGAUAUGCAGAGUGUGUUGGUCCAGCUAUUUGGGACAUUCUGCAGACAGGUAGUAAAUGUAUUUGUCCGUUUGCAUGUCAGAGUACAACUUAUGAUACAAAAUUAUCAUUUGGAAAAUUUCCGUCUGAUUUUAUGUCAAAAUCAUUGGUUAAACUACUGAACGAGACGGAGGAACACAUCAAAAAAAAUUAUGUAAGUCUUAGAAUAUAUUAUAAAAACUUGCAGACAACAAUCACUGAACAAAAACCUAAAUACGAAAAUGCUGGAGAUAUAUUUUCCAAUGUUGGCGGACAGAUUGGAUUGUUCCUUGGAGCUAGCAUAUUAACAGUUAUUGAACUAGGCGAGUUCAUGUUGUUUGUCAUGUGGUACUUUUUAGUCAACCUGUUUAAGCGAAACGUUGUAGUUUACAAUGGGAAUAAAAUAUGUCUAUCAAAGCAAGAACAGAAGAACUAAUAUUAUGUUUAUAUAAAUGCUUUGUCUAAAUUAGUAUGUUAUAGUUCAUAUUGAAUGU
This is a messenger RNA of Mytilus trossulus (common blue mussel), 1531 nucleotides long. RefSeq names its product acid-sensing ion channel 1C-like. The record is from RefSeq and is a predicted model, not a curated record. Gene Ontology annotation, molecular function: ligand-gated sodium channel activity. NCBI's taxonomy places the organism in Eukaryota, Metazoa, Mollusca, Bivalvia, Mytilida, Mytilidae. The transcript is spliced from 8 exons. Gene Ontology annotation, cellular component: plasma membrane. The coding region runs from base 64 to 1473 and encodes 469 amino acids. Gene Ontology annotation, biological process: sodium ion transmembrane transport.